Messenger RNA from Suillus clintonianus, 1923 nucleotides. RefSeq lists its product as uncharacterized. The coding region runs from base 406 to 1482 and encodes 358 amino acids. The transcript has 6 exons. NCBI's taxonomy places the organism in Eukaryota, Fungi, Basidiomycota, Agaricomycetes, Boletales, Suillaceae. The record is from RefSeq and is a predicted model, not a curated record.
CAAUACCUAUAUUUUGGUUCACCUCAUUUAUAUGACUUGACCAGUACGCUACGGAAGUCGAAGCUCGGUCAAGCGAACAAAGCUUCACUGUGAAGACAACGACAGCUUCGAAGAGAACAGACUGUGCAACGAGGACUCUGAUUCAGAAAUUAGAUUCAGACGCUAUCGUUCUCAACGGCCUUCGAGCUCUACUGCAUGAAUCUCUAUCAAGACAAACGUUCACAUAUUCAAGUUGCGUCUUGAACUUCUUGAUUGCCUUGUCAAGGCAAAUUUCUGUGGCAUAUGCGGUGUCGCCGGAAAGAUAUAUCGAGAUACUACAGCGGUGCACCCCCGUAGUAGUGUAUAGGAUAGCACAAUCUGUCCAGCCAUUUCAUUUCGCCAGAUGACCCCGUCGAUGGCGGCACAAUGAACAGGUCACUUUGUCGGAAGCCGUGGCGGGUUUUUGGAAGUGUACGGUUUAGAAACGCCGUUCCUUGUGGACAACCCUCGAAAUGGACGCUCAAUGAGUGGGUGAAGUCUGUACCCCUAGACUCCGGAAAUUUAACGCCCAAGGCCCCAAGCGCUCAUGUGAGUCGUGCACUCAGCAUGGUCGCUGAUCUUGCAGAUUGGUUUCCCGAUACAUUCUCACAAGCAUUGUUACCGAGUCUGGAACGACGGUGUCACAUGUACACAUAUAAGCCUCGCCCUGCACAUCAGCUCCAGUCAACAACAACUCAGCCCCGCAACGCUCACGUUAUGAGCCUCACUAUUGAUAAUACAACAUCCAGUAAUACUAGAGUUAACUCGGUCCCUCUGGUGCUGGCGGGCUGUCGGGCUCCCACUCAUCCUAUUAUGAAGUCAGCGUUCAAAUUCUUGUGCGUUGUUGCAGUCUCCAAGACGUCUCUCGACCACUGGAAAGAUACAGGAAAUGAAGAAUGGAAGGAGCAUGUCAAAGUGAUGAUUAAUCGCUUCCAGAACUCAAACGUCACUGCCGGGCUGAUACUCGCAACCACUGCUUUGCUCCUAUCGUCGGGCUCUCCUGUGGCUAACCUGAUGGCUUAUAACACUCCAGCCUCGUACAUCUUCGUCAUAGCCGCAUUUAGUGCUGCAUUGCUCAGCGUGAUAUCUGGAGCUGCGGUCGUUGUCGUCUACGAGACUAGCGUCACUCACAAAGAUAUGGGAAGCCUCAUACACAUGUUACGACACCAAGUCAUCUGCCUGCUGUUGUGGUUGGCAUUCCCCUCAAUUUGCCUGGCAUUGGCUACCUGCUUUUUGUUCAUGUCUAUCUUUAUCGCCUGCUUCUGCUCUGGAAACGUCUCUGUCCAAGUCAUAACGGCAUCGGGUUGUUUGUCCUUCUUUUUCAGCGGAAUCCUCACGCUCCACAUUUUCAAUUCUGUGGGCAGACCGCAAACAAAUAACACUCUUGCUGAACCUGUCUCAAUUGGCUUUGCGGGGCCGCAAAGCCCAACCGGAAGACAUGGCAUCGGAAGGGGUGUUGUAUAAUUCCAGCCGAGGAAGCAAUGUAUGCUGACCUGGUGUGGAUUAUUGUAGACCAGUGUUUGGAUGCUGCAGCUAGUACGGAUAUUGGACAAUGGACUCACAACUGGAGCGCUUCUGCUACUUGGGUUGCUACUCCUUUCACAUUCAACCUUGAUGUCAUGCGUGUCAAUCAUGGCUACUGUUUCCAGGUAUCUUGGAUGUGGCAGAUAAUACUUAGGGCUUAUCCGUAGGAGGACCGACCUGUGCCAUGCUCCCGCUGAUCAAUGACUUAUUGGAUUUCCUUCGACGCAGCUCUCCUUAUCGUCUUUUGCUUCCAUAAUUCUGCUCUACAUAACGACCUUGGCAUGGGCUGUUUGGCAUUCUUUUCUCACGGAGUCCUUACGCCUUGUGUUGGUGGGCAGACAUCAAGCUAGAGGGCUCUUUUUUUAUUUAUGUCAAUUCCCC